Fonticula alba is the source of this 5748-nucleotide messenger RNA. RefSeq lists its product as hypothetical. Bases 1 to 5655 code for a protein of 1884 amino acids. Lineage: Eukaryota; Rotosphaerida; Fonticulaceae. The record is from RefSeq and is a predicted model, not a curated record. The transcript has 5 exons.
AUGGAUGCCCUGCGCCAGCCGCACCACUGGGCCCCGGCGUCGCUGCCGGCCGGGGUGGUGUCCUACUCGUCGGGGUCGGCGCCCCGGGGGGCCGGGCUGGCCCGGACGCCGGUCGGCCGCGGGGCGCACCUACGCUCGCGACUGACCCUCGGCACGCGGUACCCCUCGCCGGGGCUGGCCCCGGCCACGGUGUCGCCGUUCUUCCGGCCGGGGCCGGCCGGCGCGCCCGGGCUCGGGCCGAGCCCGGGCCCCCGGUCCUUCAGCCCGCUCGCCAGCCAGAUCCUGCCCUGGGAUGAGGCUGCCCCCUCGGCGGGGGCGGCCACCGGCGGCGGCCACGACGACGACGGCCACGACGUCGAUGGUUAUGAUGAUGAUGAUGAUGAUGAUGAUUUUUCGCGCGGCUCCGGGAACAGCCUGGAGCCGAUGGCCCUGACCGGGCUGCAGCAUGCCCUCUUCCCGCCGGACCUGGGGCCGCUCUUCGUGCACCAGCCGCAGGAGGCGGCCUUCGCCGGGGGGGACCCGCUGAAGCAGCAGCAGCAGCAGCAGCGGCAGUGGCGGGCGCCGGCCGGGCUGUCGGCCGACUGGCCGCGGCCGGUGGCCGCGUCGCACCCCGGGUCCGGGCGGCUGGCCACCGCGUCGCCGGGCCCCGGCGGGCUGAUCACCCUGACGGCCCCCUGCUGGGAGGGGUCCGGACAGGGCCGGCGGUCGGUGGUGCUGGGCCGGCCGCUGUGCGCGUCGGUGCCGCUGGCGCGGUCGGUCUGCCCGGUGGUGAGCCUGGCCUUCUCCGGGUGCGGGGCCUUCCUGGCCGCGGGGCUGGCCUCGGGGCUGGUGGCCGUGUAUGACCUGGGCGACUGGCCGGGGAGCCCGUGGCCGGGGCUGGCCCCGGCCGAGGAGCAUGGCCGGCGGCCGGCGGCCGGGCCCCGGUCGCUGGCGGAUGUGGCCCGGCAGCCGGGCCUCCGGCAGCCGGUGGCCUACGCCCAGUGCGAGGACCCCGGGGCCGAGAUCACGGCCCUGGCAUUGGCCCGGCUGCCGGCGUGUCUGUCCGGGCCGGGGCGGCUGCUGCCCCGGUGCGAGGGGUGCCGCCAACGGCAUGCCGGGGGGCCGGCGGCCCGGCAGCCGGGCCCGGGGGCCUGGCCGGUGUGGCCGGACUCGCCGCUGGUCCGGCCGCUGGCGGGCGGGCUGUCGCCGGGGGACCCGCCGGGCGCCGGGCCGGGGGAGCCAUGCCGUCGUGUGGCGCUGGCCGUGUGCCGGGGCUCGGCCGGGGCGGUGUCGGUGUUUCUGGUGACGCCGGGCGGGCCGGCGGUCCGGCGGCCGGUGGCCACCGGCCAAGCCGCCGCCCCGGUGGUGUGGGCCGGGUUCUGCCCGAGCCCGGACGCGGCGGCCGGCUUGGCGGAUGACCUGCCGCUGAGCCUGCCGGCUCGGCAGUCGGCCGACCUGCCGGGGCUGUGGCCGGCGUCCGGGGCCGGGUCCCAUGCCGGCGGGGGCUUUUCCCAGCUGGCCGAGGAGCUGUACUCGUUCAUCGGGCCGCUGGCCACGGUGGCCGGGUGCCCGGGCUCGGUGGCCGGCGACCCGGUGCACUUUUGGAAUGCGGCCGAAUGCCUGCGCAGUGAUCUGCCCCAGGGGCCCGGGGUGCCGGAUGCCGGGGCCUCGGGCCGGGGCCUGCCGGUGGUGGGGGCCUCGCUCGGGGCCGAGGCGGCCGGGCCGGCGGCCGGCGAGGCUCUGACCGCGGCGGUGGUGGUCAAUGGCGGCCGGCGGCUGCUGUGUCUGACGGCCGGCGGGCAGGUUCUGUCGGUGGCGGUCCCCCGGCGGUGGGCGCACUUUGACCGGCUGCGCUUUGGCCGCGGCCCGGGGCCGAGCUGCGUGGGGUUCCAUCUGCCGUGGCCCGGGGGGGCGGAGGAGCCGGCCGAGCGCCGGGCCGCCUCGGGCGCCGGCCUGCUGGCCGGGCUUUGCCUGCAUGUGGCGGCCAGCGGGUCGGUGGUGGCCGUGGCCCGGGGGUGCACGGUCCUGCUGGCGGACCUGCCGCUGCUGGCCAACUGGCGGCAGCUUGACCUGGCGCCGUUGGUCCCGGGGGCGGCCCCGGGCGAGGCCCCGGCCGGGGCCGGCCCCGGGCCCGGGGCCCUGCUGCCGAGGCUCCUGUCCGGGCUGGCCGAGGCCGCGGUGCGGCUGCCCCGCCGGGCGGCGGCGGCGGCGGCCCCGGCGGCGGCGUCGACCUCGGCGGCGGCGGCGGCGGCCUCGGCGGUGGUCACCUUCCUGGAGGUGACCGAUGCCGGGGGCCUGUCGGCCAUGCUGACCGGGCGCCUGGUGGUGGAGGGGGUCCGGCUGGCGGGGCCAUCGGUGGCGACGGCCGCCGGGCCGGCGGGGCAGCAUCUGGUCGCGCGCGCGGCCGACCGGGCCGAUGCCCACUUCCUGCACUUGGCGGAUGUCCACACGCCGGAGGGCGCCCGGCUGGCGGUGUCGACGCCGGUGGAGGCCGGCUUCUUCCCGGUGGAUGUGGUGCAGGAGCCGCGGGUGUUGGCCGCGGUGCCGGGCCCAUGCCCUGCCGGCGGGUGGCCGCUGCUGGCCGGGGCGGAUGGGGCGGUCCGGCAGCUUGCCCUGCCGGACCCCGGGGCCGGGUGGCCCUGGGCCGCUGGCUGGUCGGCGGUGGUGGCCGGGCCGGAGGCCGCGGGCGCGGGCGGCCCCGGGCGCCUGGCCCCGGGCCAGCCGGUCCAUGUGUCGCUGGCGGCCGGGCGCCUGGCGGCGGUCGAGUGGCCGGAUGCGGCAUCGGACCGGCCGCCGGACGGCGUGACGCCCCUGUGGCGUGCAUGGGACCGGUCGGUGGCCGAGAUGACGGCCGGUGUGCGGCCGGCGUCGCCCCUGCUCGGGCGGCUGGCCGGGGCGGCGGUCGACGCCGCGCGGGCCCUUGCCGCCCGGCAGCCGGGAGCCGAUGGCGCGGCCGGGCGCCCGGGCCCCGGGGCCGCCUUCGGGGUGACCUGCCUGGCACAGGCGGCCGUCCCGGUGGCGGCCCUGUCGGAGGUGGUCCCCCCCGGCGCGGCCGGGCCCUGGUCCAUGGCGGCCCUGGCGGAGUCCCUGCGUGAGUUGCUGGUGGGGCCGCGCUCGGCCGGGGCCGAGGAUGUCGAUGACGCGGGCGCGGUGCCGCUGGUGCUGGCCGGCCUGCGCUCGGGCGGUCUGGUGCUGUUCUCCGGCGAUGAGCAGGCCGUUCUCUUCGAGCAGGAGGACGCCCAUCCGCGGCCGGUGGCCGCAUGCGAAAUCCAUGUGAAUGACUCGCGGCUGAUCGUGGCCUCGGUGGACAUCGACGGCCGGCUGAGAGUGCAGGAACUCCGGCUGGCGCGCGGCGCCGGGGCCGAGUCGCUGGUGGCGGUCCCCCUGUCGGAGGCGCACGCCUGGAGCCCCUUCCGGUCGGGGGGCGGGCUGCUCGGCGAGUCGGCCGAGAUCCCGUCCGUACUGGCGGAGCUGGCGACCGAACUCCAAGCGCCCGGGCUCGGGGCCGAUGAUGGCGAUGCCGAGGAGGACGGUGGCCAUGGGGCUGGCCGGGCCGCGGGCGGCGGCCCCGGCGCCGGGGAGUGCCCCGGGUCGCCGAGGUCCGGUGGCGGCGGGCCCCCGGCGGCCGGCCCGCCCUCGCAGCUGGGCUUCGCCCAGGAGGGGCACCUGCUGCUGCUGCUGCUGCUGGUGCAGGGGCAUGUGCUGGUGCUGGCCACGAGUCCCGGCGGGCCGGGGGUGCGGUUUGUCGGGCGCCUGGUGACCGGGCGCCCGGUGCGGCGGUUUGCCCUGGCCGGGGCGUGGUGCCACACGGUGUCGGUGUGUGGCCUGGUCCGGACGUUCGACCUGGCGGGCCUCGGCCGGGUGCUGGGGGAGGUGGACCGGCGCCGGGUCCGGCCGGACCCGGGCCCGGGGGCCGCCCUGCCCGGGGGCCAGGAUGCCGCCCUGACGCGCGGCCUGCUCCGGGCAUUGGCGGCCGUGCGGCAAAUGCGGCUGGGCUCGGACCGCGAUGGGGGGGCCCCCCCGGGCGGCGGGCCGUCGGCCGGGCGGCCGAGCCUGGCGGUGGCGGACUUCCGCGUGUACGGCACCGUGGCCCUGGUGGCCCUGGUGAGCCCGUGCGUGGAGGACCAGUACUACCUGGAGGCGCGGUGCGUGUGCCUGGCCACCGGGCGGACGCUCUUUUCGUCGCUGCCCCGGGGCCCGGGGGCGGUGCGGCUGCCGCUGUUUGCGCGGCGCGACGCGCCGGUGGCCAUUUCCUAUGUGGCCGGCAGUCGGAGCGUGGUCCUGGCCACCGGGUGUGCGGUGGUGUCCUUCCGGCUGGCCGGCGGCCCGGGGGCGGUGGCUCGCCUGGAGGCCGGGGCCCGGGCGUCCCCGAGCGCCGGCGACUGGCUGGCGUGCGGGGACGAUCGCGCCGCGGCCCUGGCCUCCCCCUGGAAUACGGACUUCGUGCGGGGGCGUGUUCGUCGUGGGCGUCUGCCGCGCGUGGGCGCCGGCCCGGCGGAGGGCUUGUCGCCGCUGCCGGCGGCACCAGAGGCUCCCUCGGCAUCGACGCACGCCUCCGUGCAAGAGCGGCUCCGCGGCGGCCGGCCGCAAUGGGCCAGCGACCUGGCGUCCCCGGCCGCGGGUCUGGCGGCCGGCAGCAGGGUCGACAGCUCGGCCUUCCUGUCGCCAUACAGCCGGCUGUCGCAGCGGCGCGCGUCGGCCGCCUCCCAGGGGCCGGAGCCGGGAGCGGCCCCGGCCUGGGGCCAGGCCCCGCGUGGGCCCCCUUCCUCCCCCCCGGCCCCGGUGUGGGGCGGGCGGGCCGCCGAGCUGGGCCCGCUGCCGGAGCCCCCGGCGCGUCCAUCGCCCCAUCAGCAUCUGGGCUCGGUGGCAAGCCCCGCCUGGGGGCGGGCCGCGGGCCCACCGGCAUCGCCGGCCGGAGCAGGGGCCGCCGUGGCCGAGCGGAUGCCGCGGCCGGCGCCCCUGCCGGCGGAGGCCGCUCCCGCUCGGCAUCCCGGGUCGGGCUGGGCCCCGGGCGCCGGGUCGCACUCGGCCUCGCCCGGGGUGGGGGAGUCCCCCCCGCGGAUUGUCCUGCUGCCGGACUCGCCGGACAGCGCCGGGCGCAACCGGUCGCCCUUGACGGACAGCCUGCUGAGCCGGAGGCUGAGCCCCCGGCUGGGGGCGUCGCCGCCGCGGGUGGAGGGCUCGGACUUUGGCCGGGCCCUCGAUCCGGGGCGCCUGGCCGGUGCGCCGGGCCCGGGGGAGCUGGCCCGGCCGGCGGACUGGACGCCAUGCCCGGGGUCGGGGGGUCUGCUGGGCUCGCCGGGCCCGGCCGGGAUUCUUGGGUCCCCCUCGCCGGCGGGCGGCCAGCAGCUGCUGGCGCCAGGCCCGGGCAGCCUGCCCGCGCCGGGGGACCUGCCGGCCCAGCGGGACUUGGUGCUGGCCCUGCUGGAGCUGAACCGGUCCAUGACGACCCUGAACCAGGCGCUGGGCGCGAGCCCGGCCUUCCAGGGGGCCCUGGCGUCGGUGCACCAGCACCGGGAGGCCGAGCCGGCCGCCGGGCGUUAUGGUGCGCUGCCGGCGGGGGGGCCGUCGUACGCGGCGCCGGCCAGCCCGGGCCGGGGGGCCGUGACGUUUGUCCGGCGCAAGGGCCCGGCCUUCGGGGGCCCGGCCACGCCGGAGCCCUCGCCCCUCCUGUAGGGGGGGGGGGCGGGCCGUUGCCCGGGUCUCUCCUCCGCUCCCUUCUGCGCGCCCCUGCGAGGGGAGGCAUACACAUGGCACCUGUCCGGAGAA